AUGGUUAAACCAUUUCUCUCUCUCUCUCUCUCUCUCUCUCUCUCUCUCUCUCUCUCUCUCUCUCUCUCUCUAUCUAUCUAUCUAUCUAUCUCUUUCACUCGCUCGCUCUCCCCACUCCCUCUUCUCUAUUUACUCUCUCUCUCUCUCUCUCUCUCUCUCUCUCUCUAUCUAUCUAUCUCUUUCACUCGCUCGCUCGCUCUCCCCCUCCCUCUUCUCUAUUACUCUCUCUCUCUCUCUUUCUCUCUCUCUCUAUCUAUCUAUCUAUCUAUCUAUCUCUUUCACUCGCUCGCUCUCCCCACUCCCUCUUCUCUAUUUACUCUCUCUCUCUCUCUCUCUCUCUCUAUCUAUCUAUCUAUCUAUCUCUUUCACUCGCUCGCUCUCCCCACUCCCUCUUCUCUAUUUACUCUCCCUCUCCUCUCCUCUUUCAUUCUUUCUCUGGACUUGCCUCUUUUUUUUUAG
Messenger RNA from Acanthosepion pharaonis, 459 nucleotides. The record is from the annotation of a GenBank genome assembly. NCBI's taxonomy places the organism in Eukaryota, Metazoa, Mollusca, Cephalopoda, Sepiida, Sepiidae.